Messenger RNA from Pocillopora meandrina, 24118 nucleotides. Lineage: Eukaryota; Metazoa; Cnidaria; Anthozoa; Scleractinia; Pocilloporidae. The record is from the annotation of a GenBank genome assembly.
AUGACGUACAUUGUGACACUCCUUAAACCACUGUUACAGAGGGGUUUUCACGUGCGUAUCUAUCAUUAAGACCAUGACGUUUGCUCUUAUUUUGAAGGAUUAUGGAGUUCAAGUUCAGGGUUCAACAUAACUGAAAGAUAGUUAUUUCGUUAUGAUUUAACCGUAAGGCAAUCUGAAGAUGCGAUUAAAAACCUGUUUGAUUUCUUCAAUUCACGCUCUCCACAUGCUUUAAGCAACUGAAAAAAAUUCUUUAUCAUCAUUUAGUUGUCUUUCUUAUUUGCUCGGAAGCAAGAACGUUCGAGUUGCAAUAACUUUUCUCUCACUUUUGGUUUAAUAUUCAUUUCACCCAGUUGGAUCCAAAAGAUUUUCCAGUGGAUGUUACUGAUGACAAAGAUUUAGCCACUCAUCGUUAUGUCUCCCUUGUUGCAAAAUCUAACGAUAGCGACGUAACCACGAACAAGGAAGCAAAGGUGCUCGUUAGUUUUCUAGAUGGCAUUGUUCUUAUACAGACCGACAAGCCAAUUUACACUCCACAACAAAGUAGCAGUUUGGAGUAUGCUAAAGGUGAGACUGAUAUCAUUUUUUCAUUCGCCCAGUUGCCAAAUGGGUGAAUUUUCCUAUCGUAUAUUUAGCCUGAAGUACUAAACAGCUAUGAAUCUCCCGGAACUGCAUUUAAAGUUAGGCCCUAGUCCCUAUAAGGCCUCUGGAAGAUGCAUCUAUUUGUCUCAAUUUCUUUCAUUCCGUUAUGUGUGCGCAAGAUUUUCCGCCAAGGGAGUUCCGAACAAAAGUCUUCUUGGGAUUUAAGAACUCGUCAGAUAUCAGAAUGUUUUCUUUUUAUAAAUUGCUAGUUUCGGAACUAGAGGUGCCACAAACUCCCAUGCCCUCCCUCCCUUUCUUGAUUACGCCUUUCUAGGUAUUGUUUUCCACGUGCAAGGGGUGAACCCAAUUCCAAUUUCGAUUUAGGGAGAAAGAAUUAAAAAAGUCUUAACAGCUCAUGAAAAGUUCGGCGUAUGUAUCCAAGCCAUGCAACAUUUCAGUAUGCUGGACUGAUUGAAUGCCGGGUAAGGAAGUUCCAGAGUUUCAAACGCCUGAAAUAUGGAAGAGUCUCUUGGAAAGUUAUGACUCUAACUAAAGGAUUGUUUAUUUUUUCAGUUAAAAUACGGAUCAUAUGCCUAGGAUUCGAUCUUAAACCCAAAAAGGAGAAAAAGGUGAGUAGUUUAAUUUAUUCACUUGGAUGAAGAUGAUCGGAAAGUCACUUCAUAUAAUAAAAUACAUCGAUCACAGACUUCUGUUUGUACAAACCACUGAGUUUUGAACAUGUCAUUCACUUUCUUUCUUUUUAUCGUCCUCUGUAGGUGACAGUUAUUGUUAAGGUAAGACAAAUGAGAGUAUUUAAAGACAUACAGCAGUUAAAAAUUUAAAGGAACCGAUCAACUGAUUUCGCCCGCCUCAAUUAUGAAAAGAGAAAACAGUCCCAAAGUUGUAAAGCAAUAUUUAAGCAGUAAUGAAAACAAUGUCGAAAAAAUUCAGGCCCGUACGGGAAUUUAACUCAUGACCUUUGCGAUACUGGUGCAGUACUCUGCCAUCUGAGCUAACGAGCCAACCAGGAGCUGGUCAUUAUAUAGGCUCGUAAUAAAUUCAGUCUUGAAGUGAUGAAUCGAUGAAAAUCAUACCUGUGAACUGACUGGAUUAAGAAUUACUGCGAAGCUUGCUUUCAUAUUUAUUUCUUAAUCCGCAGUUCUCAUAUAUGAUUUUCAUAUAUUUAUUGCCAAAGGUUUACCUAUCUUCAUAACCAGUCGUCAGUGAUGAGUUGAGGUAGUGAUGAGUCAUUUUGUUUUACUUACAUCGUCGUUAUUUGAAGAAUGCGUAAAAAUCACUCAUGUAAAGAAUCCAUUUCCAUUUUAGAACCCUCAAGGUGUUGUGGUUCAACGAUGGAAGGAUCUGAGUACAGAAACUGGUAGGAAGUCUUUGGAAAAUUCAUGGUAUCUUUGGACCGCAUAUGCUCAAAAACGAAGAAGCUGUAUCAGUUUUAGUUUAAUUUUCUUAUCAAAAAACUGUCUCUUAAGAAAAUAAAGGAAAGCUUUCAGAAGCAGAAACAUGGAAGUAAUUAAACAUGUUGACUUUGUUUCGUCAUGUUUUAUCUCUAAGGUUUUUCUCUUUCAGGUUUUAUCAUCAAGAUUUUUGGUCUUAGUGAGUUUGCGUUAACUGGUCAGUGGACUGUAUUAGCACUUCAUGGACAUGAGGUGAAUGCAACUAAAAGUUUAUUGUUAAUUUUUUUUUUGUCUGUUUCCCUUAAAAGUAUGAAGGUUGAUGCUUGUUCUCUAUGGUGCUGAUAUAAGCAAUUUUGUUUCACAGAACACUCAAAAUGCCUCAGUAAAGUUUGAAGUAAAAGAAUACGGUAAGUGAGAACUUACAGAUGGGAGGAAAUCUAAUAAUUCCCAGUCGUUUAGAGUGUAUUUCGAUCGAAUGUCUUAGAGCCAAAACCAAAGUUAUCACAAGGACCAAUCAGAUGAGAGGCAAGCAAUACAAAGAGCCAAUACUCAAGAGCCAAGAACGCAUGAUUUGUUCAAGUUUUUUUUAUCUGAUUGGUUGUGAAAAUGGCGCGAGUUUUCUGGACUAAUUACGUAGCGAAGAAAAUCAAAACCAAAGCAAUAUCGAUGACUUAUGACAGUCAAUUUAAAAUCGUUCUGUUGCACUUCUCGUUCACCAGCUGGGUGUCACAGAAAAAACCUCUUUCACUUGCAAUGCUUUUUUAGCGACACUCAGGUACCGAGAAACACUUUUUGGGCAAUGCAAAAAGCUGCAUGGUGCAAAAAAUAUUAUGAACACGUGAGAGAACUUUUUAUCCCAUUACUUCGAACUGUAUUGCACAGCUAUAUAGGACACCCCAAAAAUACAAGAAAUCUGACAUCCUGUGAAGUAAUCUUAUGAGUACUUUCGUCUUGUUUCAAUUUAGUUCUCCCAAAGUUCUCUGUCGAGAUAUCAGGACCAAAAUAUGUACUUCCUAAUGUGAAAGUCGUUGGCGUUUCCAUCAGAGCCAAGUAUGUUAUUCAAUUUUUUUCUCUUUGUUUGAAGUCUCUGCACUCAGGUUUAAUCCUAAUAAUAGAUAGUAUCGGAGAGUAGCAAGAGAAACAUAAGUGCUGUGCUAUUAUAUAAGUAAAUCUGCAAAUACUGAACUUUACCGAAGGAUCAGAAACAACUAUUUGACUGCCAAAGGUUAAAAUAUCACGGUGACUCAAGCUGAGUUAAAAAGCGUGCAGGGGACGUUAAGGAUUCCCCGAGAUUUCUACUUAAUCAGCCAGAAGGUAAGGAUAGCACUUUUCGACUGACUUGUCGCUCGCUUCAUUGCAUUAUCUUUGCAGUAAGUUGGGAAGUAGUAGGAACUUUGAUUGAAUAAAAAGCCCUAUCUUUUCCAGAUAACCUUCCUAAAAAAAAUCCCAUCGUGUUCUAUUGUGUCAGGAAUACUGCCUCAGCUUCCUUUUGCCAAAAUUACCCUUACUUUCACUUUUGUGUGGUGCAAGGUAUUUUAACACAUAUUCUUGUGUUUUUCAGAUACACAUACGGAAAGCCAGUUGAUGGAAGAGUACUCGUCAAGUUUUCCAUGGUAGGGGGACGUUUUAAAGACGUUUUGGUGAAGGAAAUACCAGAUCAGGUAACUGGAGUGGAACGUCGCAGCUACAUAAAAUAACUUUGACAUUUAUUUAUAAUCUCGACAGUUGUUUAUUAAUUUUUAUUAGUUUUUCUCUAUAUUUAUAUAUCUACUCAUCUAUCUAUUAUCCUAUUUAUGUGUUUAUGCUUUAAUUUAUACAUGUAUGUGUUAAUGUACCCAUUUCUUUCAAGAAGGCUCAGUACCAUUCUGAUUGAAUAGGACUUAACCCUUUUACCCCUUCGAAUUACUGACCUCUAAUUUUUCCCUACUUAGUAUCACCCUUGAUUCAAGUAUAAACGUCACGAGAAUAGAGGAAAUGACCGUCAAUUUUAGAAGCUGAUUGUAAAACAAAUUCUUUUUGUCAGUACCACAGGAAAUAAAAAGAGAAAAGUCUGAAGAACAUGACUACUAAUGUUAAGGUUUGAAGGAUAAAAAAAACGCUUCCACAACCUCAGCUUAUGAAUAAACUUUUCUCAUUAUCCCACUAAUCAAAUUAACCAAACAUAUCCUAAAAUAUACUUCCUUGGGAAAAAGGAAAAUGGGCGGGGGGGUUCAGUUUCUUAUCUUAGUCUAAGCUUUUCAGUCGACCAUGGAAAUCCAUGGAAAUCCUAAGUGUUACAGACCGUGUUCACUAACCAGAAAAAUUAUCCAAAGCCACACCAGAAAUCUCAACCAAAAUUACUCAGAUGACAAAAAAUUAUUCACAGUUACAGGAUGGUAAAGCUGACUUCAUUGUCACUACUGACGACAUUAAGAUCACUCCUGGUCUUCCGUGGUUCCCGGAUGGUCGGCGACUCCAGAUCGAGGCCGAGGUCAUCGAGAAAACUUCUGGAAAGAAAGAAAGUGCGAUAGACAAUGGAAUUUAUUUCGUCAAGUCUCCCUUCAGGAUUGAUCACAAAGCGACCACUGAGUUCUUCAAACCUGCGCUUCCUUUCCUAGUCAAGGUAGGGAAAAGCUCUUACAAUUCUUUAAAAUAUUACAAAAAUUGGAUUUUAUGAUGUACCAAACCUUGAACUUGAUAAGUCUCAGUGCUGUCACUACGUCAUGGACUAAAGCACAUGUUCUUUGAGCCAACAAAUUAUGUUUCAAAGAUUAUUUUAAACAUGAAACUAUAGUUUUCACUUUUUGUCCGGCUUACUAAAGGAACACGCCAAAGCAGAGCAACCGUAGUCUAAACAAAUAAAACUUCAGUUUUCAUCAUACCAUGUAAUAUUGUAAUACCUGAUAGAAUAUCGCGUUGAACAUCUCUUACGGUUCUUUGCUUUGUUGAUAUUUAAGAAUAAGCUUGGGUGAUAUCUGCUAUACAUCCAAGGCACUAAAUAAGCUAAAUCUAAACGAGCACAAAAAAAUUUGUUUCAUUUUAAAAAUAUAACCUCGAUUUCCUGUCGACAUUGACAGGUCGAUCUGAAAUACCCGGAUAAAACGCCGGCCCGUGGAAUUCCAAUGUCCAUUUCGGUAACCGGAACUACACAUUCUGGGAGCAAAAUCAACAUAGGGAAGACGGCGAGUAAGAAAGAUAACGUGAAUUUUGAAGACACAUCUGACAAUCAGGGAAGAGCUAAUUUCGUCAUCGACGUACCAGGAAAUGUCAGAAAAAUGAACAUUCGGGUGAGUAUUUAAUAAAAGCAUGCAAGGUUUUAUACUUCAAUUUUAUUUUGGCUUGACUACUUAGCAAACGAAUGUAAUAAUCCGGUAUUGGAAGAGAUAUCAACUAUUAUGCACACUGAGUUUGUUACAGUUGUAAACGUAAUCGCAUCACUUGGUAUCUUUUAAUACAGGUGGGGACAGAGAAAGACGAUUUGGAUCAUAAUACUUUUGUUGAGUUUGAUGUUCAUGCCUACAAGUCCCCUUCAAGAACAUUUUUGUAUGUCAGAGCAAUCAGGGUAAGUUUUCCUUUGUAUUUGCGUUUUAUGUCUUUCCUGGACCCUAAUAGUUGUCCGAUCUUGUUCAUUCAAUGAGCAUUUUGAUGCUCGCCCAUCUGUCUCAUGAUCCCGGCUCUCUAUCGCUAUUACAAAAACCAUGAAAGUUCUUUAACAACUGUUGGGUUGAAGACAGAGUUUCUUUUAAAUAUGGGAGUUAAAUUGCUUUUUGUAUGUUUAUCUAGUUUCUUUAUCUUUGAAUCGUAACGAAUAAGGAACCUUUUUUGUAAUUUGCUGGAGCACUCUCACGUAUUCCAAGAUUGUACUUACAAUUUGAUUUCAAUAUAUCAUUUUUCCACCCUAGGAAAAGCAGUAUUUUAAUUGUGACGUGUUUGUUAACAAGAACGCCUCCAAGAUUACUUUCAUGGUAAGCGCAUGGUUGCUUUAUGGAAUUCUUCUUCAUAGGCUAGAUGGAUCAGAUAUCAAUAGUCAGUUCAUCAUAAGCAUGCAAUCAACAAAGAUCUGAGCCCUUAAAGAUGAUUUGAACUUAUAACACUAGAAGUGGAGAACUCUACAAGUGAGCAACAGAAUAAUUGUGGCAAUAGGCCCAUAUUAUUGGUUAAUGCAUUUUACCUCAAACUGAUAUCAGCGCCAAACGCGAAAAACGUCCUCAAGGGGUGAGAAGAAAGAAAGAUAGAUAAAGUAAGUAAGUUGAAAGAAAGGAUCAUUCUUCCUUAUACACUCUCAAUUACAUUUGGAAAUAAUUCUAUAACGAGGACAUAAAUAUUUUCGUUGAUAAGUUGUACAAAGAGGCAUCGCAGUAUGCUAACAUUGCACCUGUUUCACGUCAACUUAAUGUGUUGCAGUUUGAUUUUCAUGUAACUCUCCCACCCAUAUCUCAGUUCAAACGAUUGUUUUUUUCAUCAGGUAAUUACGCGCGGUAGGAUACUUCGCCAGUGGGUCAAAGUCCAAAGGGUAGGGGUGAUAUCCAGCUUCCGGUUUAAGAUUCUUCCAGAAAUGUCUCCAUCAUCACGUCUAGUGGUCUUCUUCAUCGGAGAGAACGGUGAAGUUGUUACAGACAGCGUAUUGCUUGAAAUUGACGAUGGACUACCAAAUAAGGUAGAUCAUAUUUUUAUGAGAGGGGUCAAAAACCAUAUCAAAGAUACCUUUGUGACAAAAUAAGGGGACAAGCGUGCAUGGGACAUAUUUUACAUGAACUUUAUGAUUUAGGAUGCUUUACACCUCCAAUAGCAUAGAGAUAAGAAGUGCCAAGUCUUUAUAGCCAAGAUGUUUUAUGAUACUGGACUUUGCUACAUGAACGCGUUGUUUACUCUUCUAAUCAGGCGAGACCUCUGAGUACACUAGAAAUCAUGCAAGUUUCAUCACUGACAUAGAUUUGGUGCGUCUAGCGAUACAAACAUUUCAUGACAGCCGAGUUGAUAACAUAAAUUGGCCACCGUAAAGAGUUCAAAAGCUGACGUUUUGAGCGUUAGCCCUUCGUCAGAGCGAAGACGAAGAGCUAGCGCUCGAAACGUCAGCUUUGAAACUCUUUGCGGUGGCCAAUUUAUGUUAUCAACUCAUUUGAUAAUACCAAAUUACCCUGUUAUACUCCCCCACCGAUGCAACACCAUAGUUUCUUUAGAAACUUACCCCUUUUAUUCAAUGACAGCCUAUAUUUAGCAAUCGAAUAACGCUGUCACUUCAGAUCAGAAAACCCGUUUAUGUAAACCACACCAGGAGUGUAGGCUGGAGAGGGGAGGGGGGCAAAGUAGCUUUCAGGGUAAUACUAGUUUAAGCAUUGAAAGAGAGAAUAAAAUGAGUUCAAUUUAUUCUCUCUUGAACAAUAAUUCAUCAGUUUAUCACAUGUAAUUACCCCCUUGAGCUGCGCCCUUUAUACUUCGAAAAAAUAUUGUUCUCAGAAUUAAUUUAUGAUAUUGCGUUUACUUGCUCUUGUAUUUGGCCACUGAUAUUGUGAGCCUCUUUCCGCAGGUUGAGUUCCACGAUGAAUCACCGGGUAAACAAAUUGAUCCAGGUGUUCCUUACAAGAUCCAGUUAUCGGCGACUCCUGGGACGAGAGUCGCACUUUUAGCUGUCGACAAAAGUGUCUACAUCCUGAGAAACCGAGAAAAGCUCAACAAGAAAAGGGUAGGGAAGAAGCAGUAAAACAAUUUUGUUGUUUGUAAUGGGUCCACGAUCAUAAACGGUUGCAAGAGACUAAUAUAUGGUGAAUGAUCAAAAGUUGUUACCAGAAUAACUGCAGCAAAAAUAAACGCAAACAAACAAAUAACGAACUGAAAUACGUUAGUUCAUUGUUUGUUGUUCUACGCUCAUGCAGUUUUGUAAGCUAUUUUGCUGUGGAGGCUUAGAAUGGGUGAUGUUGGAGCAGAAAAAUUUUCGUCUAAGUGAAAUAAAACCGAACAUGUAUGCCCAGGUGAUGUUCGGGAGCGGGCCGUAAAGCUUAAGAGCUUUAUUAUAUAUUUUAUGACUCUGUCUUAGAGAGGGCUUGGAGUGGAGUAGGAAGAGCAAGUUUUUUAUGGUUGAGAUGCCUGCAAACUCUCCACGUUUCAUGCACUUUUAGGUGUUAAAUACCAUGGAGUCCCUCGACCUGGGAUGUGGCGUAGGAUCUGGUAGCGAUAGCCAGGAUGUAUUCUAUGUAAGUAGAACAAUUUAUGAAUAAUUUUGAACAUUUCUCUUACGCAGGAUUUCAUAAUUAAAUAUUUGUUGAACACUUUGAGGAGAUUCACAACGGGGUUAGCCGCUAGCCGUAAUACGGCCAAAAAAUUUAGCUGUCAGGCGUUAAACUUGACAAAUUCUAACAGAUAGUUGUUAAAAAAAAGUUAACCGUUAAAAAAAUUUUGGUGACAACAAUGGAAAGAUAUCAACCGUUAGCCAUAAAAUAGCCAAAAUUUUAAACGUUAGCUGUAAAAGCCAUCACCCCACUGAAACCCUCUUUUGAGAGCAGGUGCAAACCAUUGACUGCUUUGGCGAUUGCGCCUGGACUCUUUGCGUUGUACACAUUAUUACUGAAAAGCCCCCGUAGAGCAGAAAGGGGACCCAUUGAAUUUUCUCUUCCGUGAAUGACUCCGAUUAAAGAUUUUUGCAACUGCUUUAGUAAAACCUGGUAACAAAUUAUCAAGACAAAGUAAUUUCUCUCAAAACCACUUUGCCUCGAACGCAAAGACGACAUUUAUAUAACUUGGAUCUCGUAGAAUGUUAAGCACUUUGGAGGUUGCAAAAAAAUUCCAUUGGUGAACACAAUCUCACCAUAAAGGAUUAUGUACGUUGUUCAAUGCAUUCUAAUAUUUUAAUGGCUCAAAAAAUCUUUAAUUACAGAAAAGUGGAACUGUUGUAAUCACAAACACAAACAUUGCAAGCAGAGGACGUUCUGGUAUGCCAAGAACCUUUCCGUAUGUAGACAUGUAAUACGUGACCUUUUAAUUUCCCAAAAUAACUGGAUGAUAUGCAUUCAACCAUAAAGAACCGCUUUUAAUUAUGCAUUAGAAGCAAUAAAGACUGAAAUUCUUUGAUAUAUUAAAUGUACGCUUGCACCUUUGCACAUCUUCUCAACUUCUAUUCCAUAUCAGUUCACAAGUCAUUUCCCCUUGUCUAAGAGAAAAGGGAGAAAUCCCUUUAACUCAUUGACGACAAUGUUAAUUGAAAUAAUAAUCAUAAUUAGGAUGGUGAUAGAGAUAUAAAGGUAAUAAUAAUGAUACUAAUCAUAGUUCGUUUUCAUUUCCUUUUUAGAAUUUUCCUGUCCUCAACCAAAAAGCAAACGGGAAAGGCGGUCAACCACAGGUAAAGAAGUUUUAAAGAAGUUUAAUAUUCUUCUUAGCCUGUAUGAUCUCUUCGGUUUUUCCUUAUAACGACAAUCAAUUGAAACGCGCUUAACGAGCUUCGUAAAUACCUUGGUAGACAUAAGUAUCACAGAUCGGAGACCCGCCUUUCUUCUUUUUUUUCCUGACUGUUCUUGAAAGACAGACAUUUAUGCACCCCAGGAAUAUUUAUUGCUACACUUGAAUAACUUGUUUCUAACAGGUUUUUUGCGGUUUAAAAACUGCGAAUGACAGACAUAUGAAAAGACUUGCUAGGUUUUAGGGCUAUUGACGUCAUUACGCCCUAGAAGAGCUUGAAGAAAGGGUGAUAAUGUUAAGGUUGGGAUGUGAGUGAUAGCGCACGAAACUGUCAAUGUCGCAAUAUCUUUUCUUCUUUAGAUCUGACUCAGUGUUGUAAAAGAGGUCAGAUACCCACAAGAGCGACCUGUAUGCUACGAGCCAAGUAUUUUUUUGCUAGUGCCAGCAAAGAUUGCAGAGAAGAAUUUCUCCAGUGCUGCUUUAAUUUUACUGGGGAAAAAGGUAAAAUUGUUUGCAUAAGCAUUCGUUCAGUAAGGACGCUUUUUAAUCCUCAACAGAAUAAAUACCGCCAUUGAUCAGAAAUGCCCAGUUUUUCGGUCAUGUGCUUCAUUGCACACGCUAAUCGAAGUGGUUUGGCUAAAGAAGUACCAACAUUCUUCCAUACUUUUUUAUUGUCGUGUAUACCCGGACAGUUCUCACUUACGAUAAACAACUUUAGUCCUAGUCUCACGCUGUGUUCAGACGUAUCCGAUGCAAUCUCCAAACGCAGCAAAGUUGAGUAAAGAACCCAGAUUAUUUGAACUUCUACCACUGUUAGUUAAUAAUUAGUAUUGAAGUAUUCAUUCUCGUCUAACGACUGAACACUUCUGGUGUGGACCACAAGGUUUCGAUUGCAUACUGGGUCAACUGAGUACGCGUCAUCCCACAAAGCAUGAUGCCCUACUAUGAUUGGCCAGUAUUUAUCAGCUGUAAUUGACGCAUUUGGAAGAUAUUUUCCCUCAGCAGUGCGCUGUCUUACAGUUCUCUUGUUCUUUUUUUUCUUGAUCGUGGAUAUCGUCCUUGCUUAUCGGAUAUCUGCUCCAUUAUCCUUGUUCAAGUUGCUGAGAUCUCUUUUCAAACGCCUCUUUUUCCCGGCAUGCGUUGAAAAGAGGAACACGAUCAAUGAACUUUACCACAGCUGUUGAAUACUAGCCAAUCACACUGGUGCAUUAUGCUUUUAGAGGCGGCCCACAGUCAAACGAUGUAAUUGCCUAGAAAGAUAUUAGCAGUAUAAAGCCAUAACGUCUCGAUCACAUUUGAAGUGAUAACAUCAUAACACAUACAAUGAAACUUCUUAGUGUAUUAACGACAAUGAAUAACCACAAGCUUCGUUAUUCUUAAGCAGUGUUCAUUGCUGUGAAGAUUGCACGUGUAUUCAUUUCUUCAUCCGCAUUUCACAUACAUGAUUUUCAUAUAUUUAUAGUCAUUGAUUCACUUCACGGGUCUAUUACGAAUCAACAUAAUGACCAGCUCCUAGUUGGCAUGUCAGAUCAUUUGGUAGAGCACUGCAAAGGUCAUGAGUUCAAAUCCCGUACAGGCCUGAAUUUUUUUCGAGCCUUAUUUUUACUACUGCUUCAGUAUUGUUCUUCAAUACGAAGGUCGCGUUCACAUUCAAUUCUUUACUUUUGCCGAUUUUUUUACCAGACCCUAGGAAGACUGAAGUAAAAGUUCGUGCAAGAUCAUUUAGACAGUCAGACGAUGAAUUUGAAGAUGAAGAAAUCAGUCAGGGGCAAAUAAGACAAUAUUUUCCUGAAACUUGGAUAUUCAUGGACGAUGUUGUUGGGUACGUGAAUUCAUUUCUUGAUAAUAUAUCUUGACCUAUAAUGCUAAUGUAUAACGUAGAUUGAAUAAGCACCCGCGCACUGAAAGGUGGGGCGCUUAUGGAGGGAGGGUGCUUGAUUAAGGGGGAGGGGGGGCUUUAUCAUUCACUAGUGCUGAUGCACUGAUUCCACUGUCGUUGAGGUUUAAAAAUUUGUAAAUAAAGUGGAAAUUAAAAUUAAAAGGUUUUCCUUGUAUCCCCACUAUUAAAGAUAGUGAGGGAGGAGGGGGCACUUUUUCUAGGAGAGGGAGCGCUUGUUUUACAUCAUGGCUUGGGGGUGGGCGCUUAUUGGGGGGGGGAGCUUAUUCGAGGAAAUAUGGUAUAAAUAUUCCAUGGUAAAAAUGAUGCAAGGUUUGUUUCUAUUUCAAUUUAAGCUGGAAUCAAAGACAUACGUUUGCUUAGUAGAACUUAUGAGAAAAAUAUAGUGACUAUAUUUCCUGGGAUUAACGCGCAGUGAAAGUGAACAAAGCGAAUGUCAGAAUUGAAGUGAAGAUGGGUUAAUUCAUUCUCUGAGUCAUUUUACCUUGAGCAUGACUUCUGGUGGGGUUAGUGAUUUAUUAUUGAUUUAUCAGUCUCUGCUACCGACAACUCUCUUAUCCAGGACAACCUUUACCCGGGUGAUCAGUUUCCAUGAUCAGAUAAAUAUGUAAUAGCACCCUGCGUUCCUCAGGGAAACAUAACGUUAAUUUUUCUUUUUUUUAAAGUGUUUUCCUUGCUUCUUCCUCGUUGAACUUGCCAGAAUAACCAUUCUCUUUUCUCAUAGCCCUAACGGGAAAUUUCAUCUAGAUACAAACCUACCAGAUACCAUCACCACCUGGGUUGUUCAAGCUGUUGGAAUUUCAAACCAGACAGGGUUAGGAGUUGCUCGUCCAUUGAACAUCCAAGCUUUUAAGAAUUUCUUCGUUUCCCUUCGUCUUCCAUAUUCUGUUCAGCGAGGAGAGCAGAUCUCUGUGAUUGCUACAGUCUUUAACUACGGGGACAUAGAAUUUAGGGUGAGAAUGUGUUAGCUUGCCAAUGACCUCUCAACUAAAUUAAGAAAACUAAAGUGCCUCCUUCCUAAAAAAUUAACAUUUUACAUAAUUGUUGAAUCAGGAGGUAAGUUCCCUUUUUCUGAUGAUAGCAUAAUGCCUCUGGGUUCGAUAACUGUUCGACUUCGUGAAGAUUCUCUUUUCAAAUCCUCUUGUCAAAUAUUCAUGUGAUUUUUUAGUUCCUUGUCGUUAGAAAGUUCUUCUUGAGCUUGGGACCAAAAUUUAUGAAAGGAAAUUGUAAUUAUGAACAAAACACCUGGACUUGUGCUGCGUUUCAGUUUUAAUUUACUUUUACGGUUUUACGAAUAAUAGGAGCUAGCAAUAGAGGAAAUGUUAUUUUUAAGCUGAAACAGCCUGUAAGGGAAUUAUACGCUUACACUAUGAAAAGCGCGCCUCGCGACUCGAGGAGGGCGCUGAUACGAGGGCUUAGACAGAGAUUUAGACAUAGGGACGAACGGAAGUAUGGAUGGAUAAAUAAGUUAAGGAUGGUUAAGGUAUACGAAAUUGGAGAAAAUCAAAUAAAAAAAUCAAAGAAAAUUCAAAACAGAAGCGGUAAUCUUUCAUUACUCAUGCGAAUUGAACAUUAGAGGAAAAAGACUUCUUUUAAAGCGAAAGAAAGAAUGAAUAGAGAACUUUUUAAGGUGAGAUGGCGAGUUUAUUCCAUGUGUCGACCUUAUUAUCUUAUAGGUUAAAGUAAAGCUAGAAGAAAGCAAGGAGUUCUGUACCAAUGCUCCCACAGGCCAAAAGUCAGCGGUACUAAACCUGAAUGUAAAGGAAAACGAUGCAGGAUCUGUUACAUUUCCAAUAAUACCCAUCAAACUUGGAAAAGUGUCCAUUAAAGUGAUCGCCACAGCAGAAAUUCUUGAUGAUGGACUAUUUUUGGGUGAAAUAAUCGGCCCGACAGCCUUUGACACGGUGGUUCGCAGCAUUCUUGUAGUGGUAAGGCCAUUAGAGGUCUAUUGUACGUUUGAUGAUUGCCUAUGGAUGACAGGCUUGUGCAGGAUGUUGGAGACAUGUUGCCAAGUUAUUCUUUUUACUUAUUUCUUCGCAGCCAGAAGGAGUUGAACGACAUAUAACUCACUCAUUUCUUCUUGAUCCGCAAGGUAUUCAUUGUGAGGAUUUAUGAAAUUCAACUAAGAAAGUGCAUGCAGUUAUUAUGCUGACCUGAUGACGGUAUACUUACUAUAUGAUAUACGAAAUAAUAACACAAAAACGGACAAACGGAUUGACAGGGUGAAAAAAUAUCGGCAUUAAUUGUUCCAUGCGCGAUGUGAGUGUAUCGGUAACGAGAGAACAAUAGCGAGUGAUAAUAACAAGUGCUCCAUACAGAAUCGUCUUAUCUUCUAGCAAACCUGUUAAGGCCUGAUAACUGGAAAUACGCAUCGUUAAACUAGUUUAGAGAGGUAGUUGAAACGGUUGAUGAAACAUGAAAGGGUCAGAAUGGGUACAAAUCAGAUGGUUUGUCCCGAUUCCGUUAAUUCAAUGUACCUUUAUUUAAGGCGACAAGUUUACCUGACUACCUAUGCGUUUUUUACAGGAGUGUUGCGCGACGAAGCACCAGGCAAAGUCAAUACUUCUGCUCCUUCAACAGGGAUAAAACAUGAUCGUAAGUAAAGUUAUAGAACUCUGAUGAGGUACCAAUGUUUCAUUCUAUUUACACUAACCUUUCAUUUAUAUGUAAUGGACUAUUUAAGCUUUAUAUCACAAGGGAACAUUCCUUAUUUUAAAUGUCUUGAGCAGCAAAUGUAAGUGUCCUUGAUGUAUCCUCAAUCUAUACUCAGUGCUGCUUUAACUGUUUGUGGAUUUCUUUGUGCUCUUACACUCAAGUUGACUUAACCGUAUCAAAGCUGAUCAUAUUUAGCCUGAAAUAUUGUUUACAACAGUUACAUCAACUAUUUUUUUUUCAAAUUUUCCAGGAGUUGUCAACAACGGUAUGCAGGUAGACAGUGUGUUUCUCAAAGUUCCUUCCCGGGCAAUUCCAGGAUCACUAAAAGCUGUUUUGUCACUCACAGGUGCUAAGAUGCACGACGAUGGUUCAACAAGUUACUGUAUUUUAGCGUCAUGUAGGCCUCGCGCAUCAUUUCUACUCCUAAUUCCAGCUCAUUUAAUUAGUAUUCUAGUAUCAGUGAUAUCAAUAGGCAUGAUAACAGUUGGCAGAGGCUAUAUUGUUAAUCUGAAGUCUAUGUCAUUCCAACCUGUAAUGGCAUUUAGAAAAAGAAACUUGUUGAUUGUGCUGUUCCUAGACAGUAUCCAAAGGAAGAAUUUUUUGUGGCUGUAACUUUAGAUUUACAGUCAGGUACCAUUCCAUUAGUGUAGCAAAGGUUAGAAAGUAGAGCAGACUCUAUUAAUUAUCGGUUUUGUUAUUUGGAAAUGCCUGACAUGGUGCUCUACAUUCUCAAUUUUUAAAGCUAUGUUUGGUUGCAUCUGGGCGUCGUACCUUACAGAGUCCGCAUGCAGACGUUUCCAAUUAGACAUUGGCUUUACACCGCACUAACAAAAAUCCUUUGUCUUCUUUUCAAGGAAACCUCAUUGGUCCGGUGGUGACAACUUUAAUAACCGGUGGCUUGGAAAGCCUUCUUCACAUGCCCAUGGGUUGCGGAGAACAGACUAUGAUAUUCCUGGCGCCCAAUGUUUAUGUAAUGCAGUAUCUAUUAGAAACUAGACAGGUUACUGCUGACAUAGAAUCGAAGGCUUACAGGAUGAUACAAUCAGGUGAGUAACUGAGGUGGACAGAGUCGACGCAUUUUCCAAUAUAAUUAGUGAAAGACUUAACUCAAAAAUAAACUGCAUGAUAUAAUUUUUUCUUCGAAAAUAAUAAUUUCCAGGAUAUCAAAGGGCUCUUAAUUACCGAAGGAAGGACAGGUCUUUCAGUGCAUUUGGAGAGCAUCGUCCUGGUAGCACUUGGUAAGUCAGUUGUGAAAUACUCAGGAGAGCAAAACCCGUCUAUAGGAAAGCACUUAAAUGAACAGACAGGGCCGACAGAAAGGCAGACGGACGGGUAGGUAGGCAAACAGGUAGAAGGAUGGAAAGAAAGACAACCAGACAAGGAGGAAAGACAGACAGACAGGCAGGUAGACAGACAAACAGGCAUGUAGACAGACAAACAGGCAUGUAGGCAAACGUUUGGGCAGACAGAUAGAUAAACAGGCAGGCAGGCAAACGUUCCGGCAGAUAGAUGAACGGACAAACAGAUAGACAAACAGGCAGGUAGGCAAACGUUCCGUUAGAUAGAUAGACGGACAGACACUGAGGCAGACAAACAGGCCAACCGAGUAGAUUGGCAAACAGACAGACCAACGUACUGAUAGAAAAGAAACAGAAAAUAUACGAGUGAAUAAGACAAGCCAAUAAUCUUAAGCCUUCGCUUAACAGGUUGACCGCUUUUGUGGCGAGGGUUCUCUGUGCGGCACAAAAGUUCGAUGGUGUCGAAAUCGACCAAGCUCUUAUCUGUGAUUCAGUUAGUUGGCUUCUGGAAAACCAGCGGCAAGAUGGAGCUUUUCCUGAGGUUAAGGAUAUCAUUCACAAAUCCAUGAUGGUGGGUUUUCCGUAAACUUUUAUGAUAGCCUUUGUCCUAAAUAUCUAAGACUAUAUGGUUCUUUUUGCUCGGAUAUGCCACAUAUUUUACUGAUUCUUUUGCACUCAAGAGCAGCUGUAUUGGUUCCAAACUGUUUAAACAUGAUAUAAUGAAACGGCGUGCUUUUUAUGUUUCAUACGAUGGCUUUGGACGCGUUAUGUGUAGCGACUAAAAUAGUCUCCUUUUUCGGGUGUAAGCAUUUGUUUAAAAUUAAGGUCGGUAAGUAACUGCCAAAUUUAAUUUUAAAUUCAUUUUUGUAAGUUAUUUUCUCAUCAUCAUAAUUCAAUUCUCAUUGUUUAGGGUGGUACUCAUGGCGAUGUGGCAAUGACUGCUUUUGUUUCAGUGUCCCUCCUCGAGUGUUCAUGUCAUGGGAAGGUAAAAAAAAAAUUUCGUUUCCUGAUUACAUUUCCGUGAUUAUUAUUUAUUUAAAUUAUUUCUUCUUCCUAGAAUAAGAGUCACAGGAUUCAGAAUGCUGUGGCUUUCAUGGAAUCAGAGUUGGAUAGCAUAAGUAAAGUUAACACUUUGGCGCUUACCACAUACGCCUUAGCUUUAGCUGGCAGCAGGAAGAGCUCCAAAGCAAACGCAAAAUUACUGCGGAUGCAGACCUACGACAAAGGUACAAAUAACUUUAGCUUUAUGGAGCAAAUUAUGAUUGAGGAUAGAUAGUUAAUCAGAAUUGCAUUGGCUGCGCAUCACCAAGCUUUUUGAUUGGUUCAGAAAACUCACACCAUUUUCCAAUUCCUAACCUAUCAGUUACAAUACCAAAGCUAAGCACGAUUUCAUUGCUUGCGUUUUACGGCUCUUCGGGAAGUUUGCUUGUAACAAUUGCGUCUGUUCUGAUUGCUCGUUAAAAUCACUUUAGUUUUGCUUUUAGAACUUUGGUCGAAAUGGGCUUUAAUUAAGGACUAUAUUACCACGUUUUUAUUAACAGGAAAGAGUAGACAUACCUAUACGUUGCUAGAUGUUUCCCACCAUUAUUUUUUCUUCAAGUUUGCAUGGCUUUGCGUGUCGUGGCUUUCAUCUAACAACACGGAUAAAAAAUGCUGAGGCCAGCGGCGAAUUACGAUAAUUUGUGCCUACUGAUCAGCAACCGUCGGGUUCCAAAAUCGUUUUUACUGACUGGAAUUGUUCAAUUUCAGACGAAUCAACUCGUUAUUGGGACGCAGGAAACCAAGCUUUAAACGUGGAAACAACCGCUUAUGCACUGCUGGCUCAGAUGGCCGUUGGAAGACUGAAGUUGGCGGGACCCAUUGUCACGUGGCUUACCAGUCAAAGAGAUCCUCAGGGAGGCUUUGCAUCAACACAGGUUUGUUUUAGAAACCCUUGCCACUUAUUCGUUAUUUUUGUCAUCGAGUGUUAAUGAAUUUUUUUAUUCACAACCGGAUUCACGAGUUUUAGUUUAUUAAUGCUUCAAAGACUUUUCCAUCGUUUCGCGGACAGUAUUCUUGAAGUUUUUGACUAAAAGGAUUGAUCCUGAGAUCAUGCCUAUAAAGAUUUAUAACUGUAGGUUACGAUCUUAAUGGAACGAUAUGGUACAAUAUUUAACAAUUAUUCACCGAAGUGGAGGUGGCUCGUUAAUUAUCCACCACUUCCACCGACAUUAAGGUUAAUAAUUGUUUUCGUAUAUACUACACAGUUACCUAAAAAAGUUUAUUUCUUUCCAUAUACUCAUAAUGGUCGAAAAUUAAAUUCUUGACGCGCGAUUUUGUCUCAUCGCUUAUAAUAUUUGAUAUUCACUAAUGAACUAGCCAAUCAGCGCGCUAAGAGCACUUUUCACUCAUGUGGUAUAUGCGAAAGAAGACAAAAAUUGCGAAGACACCUGAGUUAAACGGAGUCUUUCCUUUUGAAAUAAUUUCUUUUUAAGCACUCUUCUUUCUCGUGUGAAUUUUUAUAUUAAUGAAUUACCACACUCGAUGAGUGUAGAAAGGAAAUGCACAUCACUCCUUUAAUACUUAAUAAUUAUUGAUCAUAUAUCCUGGUGCCAUUUUUAAGGACACUUGUGUUGCUCUGCAAGCGUUAUCACAGUACAGCGAGAAAACUGCAGGGGCAAGCCUUGAUUUGCGAGUGUCUAUAUCCUCUGAGAAGGAUGCCAGCUGGAAAAGAAGCUAUCAUAUUGAUCCAGACAACGCCCUGAUACUCAGACAGGAGGAGGUGAGUUUGAGCUCUAUUAAGCAGACUGAAUUGAAAUGCAGUUUAGUACUUUGUCUUUCGUCACGAUUUCUCAAAGUUCACGGGAUUGUUUGAUCUUGAAAAUUUAACAGUUUUUAAAACCUCCUCAGUAUGUAAUUUGUACUCCUGCUAAAGCGACUUUGGGAUUUCAAUAAGUGCAACGCAGAACGCAACAACGUUAGCAACCCAUUGAGGAUAGGUACAUGUGACAGCUCGAGGGGCUUACGCUGGAAAUGUCAGCUUUAGAAACACUUUACGGUGGCAAUUUACAUCAUCACAUCAGUUGAUAAAGCUAAAUUAUCUUGGAAUACCCAGCACCGACGUAGCGCCGCAGUUUCUUUACAAAUUUACCCCUUUGUUCAGUUCUAAACUAAAACUAGUACUUUAGAGAAAGCUUUUGCCGCUAAGUCUUUUUCACGGCUGGAUGUACAUUCGCGUAAAAUUGAUUGACAUCUAGUUUGUUUUCAACAGGUCACUCAUUUACUAGGUGGAGAAGUGUUCAUCGACUCGUUAGGAACUGGAGUGGGUCAACUUCAGGUGAAAUGAGACAUAGUUUUCAUACUCCUACCAAUCAAACAUUUUGUUAGAGCGUAUUUCGACUGAGGGUCAAAAAUCAAACCAAGGUAAUCACGAAAUAGAAGAUCAUGAGGAGCAAAUGUAAUAUUGAAUUCAUGAUAAAUACGAGCAAACGGUUCAGGCGCGAGAAAGGGUGGGUGAUUGAGUCGUGAUUGGUUUCAGCUUUCCAAUUGAUUGGCUGAGAAGGGGUGGAAGUUUUCAGUAGAACAAUCACUGAGCGAGGUAAAGAAAAACCAACGCAAUCCAAGGUUAUGCUCGACGCUACGUUAAAAACUUCGCUUAACUGAGAUAAAAACUUAAGGCAAUACCAUAAAGUUAUAAAAUCAUGGUUUAUCUGCCCUACAAAGAAGCUUGCCAUUUAAAAAAAGUUCAAUUCGAUUCCCUUGCAGAUUGAAGUGCGCCACAACGUUCCGUCGCCUAAAAAUGAAACUUGCUCGUUUGCUCUAAAGAUUGAAGUAAGAGAGGAAUUUAGAGAGGACAAUGAUAAGGGCGUGCCAAUAGCUGGACGCUCAAGGCAGAGAAGAGAUGACGAUAUAAGAGAAAGAAAAGCCAAGAAAUGUAGAGGAAAUAAGAGGAAGAAAGCGUGCAAAAAGAGGAAGAAGAAUAAAAAACAUCAUAAAAAGCCAAAAACAGAGGCCAAACCUCCAGAUGCAUUGUACCUCAGGAUCUGUGCAAAGUAGGUUGUGUGCUUUUAUUUACACUUCGUUAUCAAAACUCUGACAAGAGGUUCAUCUCCGUUAGACACAUCCUUUCUCGCUUUGCGCGGGAGCUACCUAUUUGAUAAUCCCGCAGAUUACUGUACACUUGCCCUUUCCUAUUUAACAUGUAUGUGCGUAGUCCACAGAAUUGAAUUUUGCUGUGCUCCAUUCAUUUAUUAACUGAUGUCAUCAUAGAUAUCUGAAGGCCGGUAAAUCUGGAAUGACGAUAAUGGACAUUGGUAUUUUCUCUGGUUUUACUCCAGAUAAAGAUUCACUUGUCGAGGUAAAUCGAAAAAAAUUUCUCUUUGUUUGCGGAACUUCAGUUCCUUUGUCUUGCUCAGCGUUCAAAUUUCAGGCAUGCCCAAGGGGAUCAAUUUUGGCCGGCCGCGCGCUUAUUUCCCGUGCAAAAUUUUAAAGGAAAGUAUUAGAAACAACUGCUGUCACGCAAAAUAUGCGAAGAAAUUGUACAGAACUCCGUCAAGGAAAUAAAAGUUGGGAAGAGGAAAAUUCUCGAACUUCGAACUUCGAACUCAAAUAUUUUUAAGUUCACCUACCCAUUUUUCUCUUUGAGCUGUAUCAUAAAAGCUAUCACAUGACUUAGUGGUUUGUGUGGUUGGCCUUGUAAGACGAUUUGGUUCUAAUUGCCUGAGAACACGCCACCAAGCUAUUGCAAGAUUUGCACAAGUGCAGACGUUCGAUUGCUGAGUCCUUCGGCAAACUUACCAAUUUAUGUUUACGUUGCGGAAGGACCAGCAGCCUUAUGCCUUCCACGCUGGACUUAUGAUUAAAAAGGUCCAAUAUUAAAUGCUGUGGCGUUACAGGUGAUACAUCAGCAUCUCAGCCAGCAGGUAGAACUAUACCCUUAGCCGCCUUAAGCUACAGAUAUCGAGAUAAGCGCCAGAAGAUUUGAAUUAGUCCGAUUGCUUCUAAGUCUAACCUUUACUGUAGACCUAAAUCUUAUUUCUCGUGUUUUGCAGCUUAUGAAAAACGUCCGGCCAACCGCGGAACGUUUUGAAUUCUCAGACAGAUCUGUGAUAUUAUAUGUCAGUGAGGUAUUUGAAGUAACUCAUUCGUUUGCUAUGUUGAACUGUUACCAAAUAUUUUGUAAGUCAGCGAGAUCUUGAAAAGCAACUCUUAAGUCUGCUAGCUGUGACGUUUUUCAAAAAAGUUUAUGGGUCGCUAAGUUGUGCAACAGAUCAAAAUUCAUUUAUUGAAAUAUUUUGAUAGAGGUAGCGCUCGUUUAAUAUAACUUGGGAGGGACUCUCACCAAACCCUUGAUUUUUAUCGCAAAAACUUAUCACUCUUCUUUUAAAUAAUUUUUUACUGUGUUCUUAAAAGUACAUUUUUAUAACCGUCUAUCAGUUUUUGAAGGAAAUCGUAUUUUCUAGGAAAAAACAUUUUCUUAAAUCGUGAAUUAUUUUAGCUGCAUACUCUAAACUCGAGUUUUGUUUAUUUUGAAAUCCUUGGUUUCCCCUCAGUUCAUUGUAAUCAAAGAAAACGAGAGUGUGAAAUGGGUUGAUAAACUGACGGAAAGCUCUUUAAUUUGUGGUAUUUGAUUUUAGUAAGUCAUAUAAAAGAAUGUUUAUCCUCGUUUGCGUUUUUCAUAGAUUUCUAGUAUCGACGAAUUUUGUGCCACAUUUACUGUGAAAAGAGAGUUUGAUGUGGGAACAGUCCAGCCAGUUCCUGUCAAAGUCUAUGAUUAUUACAAACCAGGUGAAUAAAAAGAUAAAGGAUGUAGUCAGUAUUUUCUACAAUAACUCAAGCGAGUUUUGAAAUUCGCACGAUCUGAAUACGCUAUAUCUUGCUAGAGUCGACUGAGGCGAGACGAUUAUGAUGCUGAUUACUGAUAACAUGAUCAAUAACGUUACCUUCGCGCACUUUUGAUGCUUUCAAAAAACAAAAAAAUUAAUUGAAUGAAAAUACCGUCGCUUGGACAAUCACAAAGUUAAUUAUACUAAAACAGCUAUUCUCACCCACGAAAAAUACCGCUGGUAAAGUUGCAUUUGGUCAGUAAGAAAAUGUCUGUAAAGUUCAUUUAUAAUUUUUCAUUGCAUUGGUUUGUGUCUUUUACUAGAUGAAUCAUGUACAGAAUUAUAUUCACCCUCGACGAGAAGCGCAUUGCUGGGAGGCAUUUGUCAAGAUGGUUAUUGUAAAUGCUCUCAAGGUAUCGUCAACCGGCACAAUCAUUGCUACGGCAUAAUGUAUCAUGUUUUUACAUUUAUCAAACUUUAAGCGGAGUACUUACCUAAACUGCCUAUAACAUCCUUCUGCUGUAUACCCUAAUGAUACCCUGGUAAAGGAGGUUUAUCUCUUUGCUCAUGUAUUUUGAACUGUAAUUCACAAGCUGCAAAAGCAACCUUUCUACCUCAAAGCCAAAGUUUUCUUGCGAAUCGUGAUAGAGGACUUGAAGAAGAAGAUGUAACUUUUGGUUCCUAAUUACACUGGCUUUUAUUGGAAACUUGAAUAAGGGUCAUUGUGUCGGUUUUUGGGAGAUUAUUUCGAAUAAGAUUCAGGACAAAGACAUUCUGCACCCGAAACCUCACUUAGUCUUGUGUUCUGGUCUUUGUUUUCUGAUGUCACCAACUUGGCGGCUUGGUUUUUCAAUAAUGCUUCUUUUUUGCCAGAGAAGACUUCGUGUCACCUCCACUGUCGCCUUAGCGCAUUUUGAUUUAUGGCUGCAUCGUAUCAAUUGUACCAUGUCACCAUUUCAUUAGUACUGAGAGAGGGUCACUUUAGGGAUUCUUUGUUUGCUUUUGCUUAAAAAAUGGCUGCGGAAUUAUAUAUUUUGCGUUUGCGCAUUUAUUAAAACAGCACAAAAAGAUUGAGAGCGUUUUUUUGCUGUUAUUCUUCUUCAGAUGACUGCUUGUCUUGUGUCCAGCGUGAAUUCAAGGUUGAGGAGCUAAAGAAAAAAGCGUGCCUCGAAUUUGACUUUGGUGAGAUACUUGUAAUGAUAAUGCAAUUUUCUGUCUUAAAAAAAGGCUGAAGAAUGAUGUGAGCAUGCCCAGAAGUCACAAUAUAAAACGUCAAUAAUACAACUGUAGCACCCUAACAUCAGUACGCAUAUUCUCCAUACUGUUCUCUAUACAUUUCCUAAGGUGCUGACAAGGAGAAUUUGUGUAACAAUUAAGAGCUUCCUUAGUUGCUGAUCAUUUUCGUUGCUCUCGUGACUUUAACGUUUGAUUCAGGGGUGAUAUUGUCAGGAGAAAUUAGCUACUAAUCAAUCUUAGCAGUCAAAGGGUAACCAGCUGUUUCAAAAGAAAAUAAUAACAAGUUAUAUAAAAUAAAUAUUUGUAUGUGUUUCCUGGAUUUCUUGCAGUGUUUCCUAUACAUUAGUAAACUCCGUGUUCCCAAGUCAGAAAUCUUUUGAACAUGUCGUAAUGCGCUUCUUCUUUAUAAGAGAUUACGAUUAUACAUUACACUUUUACUAAGUUAUUCUAGCUGAAUCCAUCACAAAAAUCAUAACUUCCUCGAUUGUGAUUGGUUUAAAGAACUAUUUUCCACUAACUCACCUGUCAAGUUGUUAUCACAGAGUUUAUUAUCGGACAGUUUGUUGUCGGACAGUUCAAUAAGCCAAUCAUAUUCAAAGUUGGGGUUAAAAUCAACCAAUCACAUUAAAAGUUGCAGUUUAAAUCAACCAAUUGUCAGUCUUUUAAUGCAAAUUUUCCCUUUCUUUCAUAAAUUGGCUAUUCCUGUUUCUCGGAAAUUGUAAUUUUUAUGAUUGAUUGGUAAAAAGACUUUGUGUCGUCCAAUUCGGUCCGUAAUCAUACUCGUGAUAAACAAAUCGGACUCCCGCUGCACGGUCGUUCGAUGUUGUUAUCACUUGUAUGGUUACAGACCGAAUCGGUGGACUCCACUCAUUCCUAUAACCAUCACUAAUUUACGUUGUUGUAAAUGUAUUAUUAUUUCUACAGCUUUCAUUGGCGAAGUGAUCCUGUUGGAUGAGGUGGACACGAGAAAGCAGUCCUGGAUCACGUAUGAAAUGAGGAUAGACCAGGUAAUCAAGAAAACUAAAACAAACUUCGCACAAGGAGACUUCAUUGAGUUCAAGAAAAGAGCAGGAUGUGCAUGUCCUAAGCUGGUAGAGAGGAAAAACUAUAUGAUCAUGGCAAACGAAGAUGGACCAUUCUUUGUUUUUGACUCGAAAUCUUUUGUAAUUCCUUGGGAGAAGAGACGAAAAAACAAGAAUAUGUUGGAUGAUCUUCGUGCAAGAAUAGGAUUAGAUCCUAGGUGUACAUUGUAGAACUUAGUUUAUCGUUUUUGUUUUGUACUGUUUUUUAUACAAACUUUUUCAAUGUUCAUUUUUCAAAUGUUAGAAAAGAAGAGAGAAAAUGAAAAAGGGCAAAUUAUAGUUAGCUAAUAAGAUAUCCUUUAAGUUAAAUUACAUUUUUUCAUAUAAUAAAACAAAACAAUACAAAUAUUAGACUUAAAUAUGCUUGUUUUAGUCGUUUAGUUGUUACAUUUUUGUUUUGCGAGAGAACUGAUCUCGCAAGAGCUCUAAAGAAUAAUCCAUUGACUUGAGGUACUCUAUAAUUUCAUAGGAUUUUCAUAUUAGUUAAACAAGUAAAACAGUUACUGAUGAUCGUGUAUGAAGCCCAAAAACAACGAAAUGGGCUUGUCAAUUGUGAUUAUGCAAAAAAUCGGUCAGUUGGUACUAUGCUUUCACGAGGUCAGAGUCGCGAAAGUCGAAGAAAACGUGCUUACGUGUCAAAGCCAGUUAUUAUAAAUUAUAAAUUUUGUCAAUUUGUCAAAGCUAUUGGCUUCUAUUUUUUCCCACAAAAAAUUAUAAUGAUAAAAAAAACACACAACUAAAGCCUCUAUAAUUCCUUCGUGAGCAGAAAUUAGUCUUUAUAAUGCGU